CAGCCCCACAUCUGCGAUCUGCCCCACUCACCUUAAUUUCACCCAUCACCACCCCAUCACACGCGCCCACUCCGUUUCCCAGCGCCCACAUGACGCGCCCAAACCACGACCAUGGAUAUCGAUGAUAUCCUCGCCGAAGCCCUGCACGUGUCCGCGCCGCAGGAAACCCUCGACCUGCAGGAGCUAACCCGCGCAUGGGUCGCCGAGCGCGUCGCGCCGGAGCUGCUGCCGUACCCGGACGCGUUGAUGGAGAGGGUAUUGACGCGGAUUAGGAGGCAGAUCGAGACUGUAGAAGAGCAGACGGGGAACAUGGACCCGAAGACGAAUUUCAAGCUCAUCGUGAUUCAGACGGAAUUGGAGCGGUUCAAGUUUCUCGUGCGGUCGUUUUUGAGAGCCCGGGUUGCGAAGAUUGAUAAAUACCCCCUCCAUGUACAACAGAAUUCCGCCGAAUACCUUUCUCCGAGCGAAUCGCAAUAUCUCACCGCACACCAGAAUCUGCUGGCGUCGCAUUACCAGUCUUCCUUCCUUUCGCAGUUUCCGAAUUCGUUGCAGAAGCUUGAUGAUACCCAGGGUGGCAUUAGUAUGAUAGAUGCGCCGGAUCCAGACACGGCGGUGUUUUGUAGGGCUUUGAGGGAUGUAGGGGAAAUCAAUGUCGUAGGGACUGAUAGGGCGUUCGAAAUGAAGAGGGGCGAUGUAAGAGUUGUAAGAUGGAGUGCUAUUAGGGAAAAGGUGUUGGCAGGUGACAUAGAAUUGGUAUAGUAGUUGACAUUGCAUGGAGUUUGGAGCAAUACGGGGAGCAUUGGGAUAUAAUUAUAUGAAGCCAUGAGCCUGUUCGAAAUCCAUAAUCUUAUUUUGGAAGUACAGCCACAACCGACCGCCCAGACGCCCCAGGCAAAUGCAAAAGACCACGGACCCAUGGAACCUGGAGAUACACUCAGUGGCCUUGUAUCCAACCAAGCAUCUGCCCGAAGGCCUGUGUCUGAGACUUCUUGAUAUUCGGAUCCUCGUAGUCG
Molecule: messenger RNA, 1013 nt
Organism: Mytilinidion resinicola
Lineage: Eukaryota; Fungi; Ascomycota; Dothideomycetes; Mytilinidiales; Mytilinidiaceae
Product: GINS complex, Sld5 component
Exons: 3
Coding region: 112-759 (215 amino acids)
Biological process (GO): DNA-templated DNA replication; double-strand break repair via break-induced replication
Cellular component (GO): GINS complex
Source: RefSeq, a predicted model, not a curated record